GAUCAUGUAAGCUGGCAUACUCUAGCACGUCUUGAAUCUCUUUCACAUCACGCAUCAGUGGUGGUGGCUUCCCUUCUCUUCAUCAAUGACAAUGUCGUUUUUUUUAAUAUCUCUUAGGGCUAAAGCUUGUUUCUUUUUUUUUUUCUGGGUUUUUAGUGAAACAUGGAGCUUGGUCUUGUUACAUUGUUGAGAGCCGCUUGGAUUGCGGUUACGCUGCCUAUUAUUGUGGCUUCAAUACCCAGUUCUAAACUGAGUUCGUUUCAUCAACUUGCCUCGAGGUUUGCAAACAGAGGGAAAACCAUGCAACAAUCUUCUUACAAAUUCACUGUUCCUCAGAGAUUCUUCUCUCAUUUUUACGUGGUGGCUGUUGUUUGGACAACCCUUUUACUCCUUACAACAUGGUUGUAUGCAUAUAGAAUGGCACCACUGUCCUCUGAGUCAUUUCAUUUUUCACAUCUUGCUAGCCUUUUGACAGGGGGAUCACAUAUCUUUUCAUUUCAGAAAUCUCAUUUGAGACCACUUGAGCACAGAUACAGGGUCUGGCGAAUCGUUCUUCUACUUUUAUUACUGGAAGCUCAAGUCGUGAGACGCCUUUUUGAGACAUUUUAUGUAUCCAAUUAUAGCCCCUCAGCUCGACUGCACAUAUUUGCCUAUCUAACUGGCUUGUUUUACUACAUAGCAGCACCACUGUCACUUUGCUGCACUUGUGCGCCGGAGGUGUUUAAAUUUACUCUGAACCUGGUGUCUGAGUUCAUCGUUAAAGGAAAGAAUAAGAUGCCAGCCAUUGAAAUUGAUUGGUGGGAAUCUGUAAAUACUCUUACGAAGCUUGGGUGGCGUCAGUGGAUUGGUACUGCUAUAUUUCUUUGGGGUUGGAUACAUCAGUUCCGUUGUCAUGCAAUUCUUGGUUCAAUGGGAGCACAUGCUGAACAAGUUGAUGAUUACGUAAUUCCUAGUGGAGAUUGGUUUGAUAUAGUUUCAUCUCCACACUAUUUGGCUGAGAUUGUCAUAUACGCCGGCUUGGUGGUUGCCAGUGGAGGAGGAGAUCUGACCAUUUGGUUACUUUUUGCAUUUGUGGUGGCAAAUCUGGCGUUUGCAGCAGCUGAAACACAUAAUUGGUAUCUUCGCAAAUUUGAAAAUUACCCAAGAAAUCGAUUUGCCAUUAUACCAUUCGUCUACUAAUGUUUAUAACCCUUAUACUAAUUCUAAAUGUUGGCUGUAGCCUGUAAUUUCAUGCAGCUGUUGUGUAAAUAAGUUUUUAAGGAUGUUAGUAGGAGGAAAGGUGAAAUGUGGGGUUUAUGUACGUUUGUAUGUGA
Durio zibethinus is the source of this 1313-nucleotide messenger RNA. RefSeq names its product polyprenal reductase 2-like. NCBI's taxonomy places the organism in Eukaryota, Viridiplantae, Streptophyta, Magnoliopsida, Malvales, Malvaceae. Gene Ontology annotation, cellular component: endoplasmic reticulum. The record is from RefSeq and is a predicted model, not a curated record. Gene Ontology annotation, biological process: dolichol-linked oligosaccharide biosynthetic process; polyprenol catabolic process. Gene Ontology annotation, molecular function: 3-oxo-5-alpha-steroid 4-dehydrogenase activity.